GGCGUCUCCCGCCGCCUCCAGAGAGCCCCGUCACUCCGACAGACAUGUUCCGUGCCUUGUGUCUCCUUAUCGCGGUUGCCGCGGUGCGCGCCUGCAAACCCUGUACAUGCGGGGUGGCGCGAGGUGCUCGUGUGGUGGGAGGCGGCGCGGUGUCUCCGGGCGAGCUGCCAUGGCUGGCAGCUCUCAAGAGGGACGGCAAGGUCAUCUGCGGCGCUACAGUCGUCGCCAGGGAUCAUCUCAUCACGGCUACACAUUGCAUCUUCGAAGUGGAGGCGUCUCGAUUAUCAGUGCUGGUGGGAGAGUAUGAUGUAAACAAUUCCCAGCAGGACGGCAUCCCGGUGUCGCAUGUCACACAGCACCCUGACUUCAAUAGAUUCACCUAUGACAACGAUAUCGCUGUACUCCGGCUAGCUGAACCCAUACCUGAACAUCUGUAUAGAUCCGCUUGUUUGCCUGACUUUGACGAUGACAACCGGCUGGAGGGCGUAGAGGCGAUAGUGUCUGGCUGGGGCAGCACUAUCGAAAAAGGUCCACCUUCUAGCAUCCCUAUGAAGGCGGAGGUGAACAUAUGGGCUCAAGAGGAGUGUUCAGGCGCGGGCUACGGGCGGCGCAAGGUGACGCCGCGCAUGCUCUGCGCCAACGCGCCCGAGCGGGACUCCUGCACCGGGGACUCCGGCGGGCCCCUGCUGCUCACCAGACCGCAUUAUACUAUUGUUGGUAUAGUUUCGUGGGGGCGCGGGUGCGCGCGGCAAGGCUACCCGGGCGUGUACGCGCGCGUCGCCAAGUUCCUGCCGUGGCUGAAGGUGGCGCUGCGACACGCCUGCAUGUGUCACACACCUAAUUAAUGACGGAAACUAACGAGGCUAGACAGAGAGGACAAAUUACUCUUAGGAGGCUAGAGAGAGAGAGAAGGACAAAUAUACAACUCUGGUCGCAAGUGAUUGCUGCUAUUGCAUGUGAUACACUAUGAUUAGAGGUUGUCUAUGGUGCAUAGUUCAACAUUAAUUAACCUAUAUUAUGUCUACAAAUGUUUACCAUAACAGUUUAGUGAUAAAAUCGCUAUUUGAGUUACCUAUAACUGAUUUCCUAAAGAGAUAUUAAGAUCUAAAAUAGUAGAUGCUAUGAUCUUUAAUUCAACAGUAAUUUACAUAUGGAUUACAGUUAUUAAUUUAAAGUGUGAGGCUUAACGUAAAAUGAGGCAACUCAUAAAGAUUGCAAAGUUAUUUUUUUACAAUGUAAUGUACAGUUAAAACAAGUAUGACCCUUUCAACUUUUACGACAGGGUCAUGGCCAUAGUGACCUUAAAUGCCCCUAUACAUUCAUAAAUCUACAUACUUUAGUUGAUGUGGCUUGUCAGCAUUACUUAGCUAUAACUUCAAUUAAUUGCAUUUUAAAAUAUAAUUUUAAAUUUAUGCACGGUUCACACUUGGCCAAUACAGUUAAUUAGUAGUACUAAAUAAGUCGACUGUCAAUCAACUGGCACAAUUUAAACGCUAACUGGCACCACUGAGUCCAGACAAUCUAUGACUGGCUGUCGCAACUGUUCUGUACUGUACUGGCCAAGUGUGAAGCAAGCAUUAUGUGUGUGCACUGGCCUUUAUACGACAAAAAUUACAUAAAAAAAUUGUAGCGCGCAUUCGUUCAUGUAAAAAUAUUGCUUGAGUAACAAAACAAAUCGCAUUAUAUUACUUAAUUUAUUUAUCAGUAUUAUGUAGAAUUAUGUAAUGUCAAGCUUUUUAACAUUAUGCAUAGUUAAGUAUUAGUUGUACUAUUUAAAUGUUAAGUAAAAUGGCUGUGAUUAAAUGUAAUUAAAAUAAUC
Papilio polytes (common Mormon) is the source of this 1819-nucleotide messenger RNA. RefSeq names its product trypsin alpha-3-like. Gene Ontology annotation, molecular function: serine-type endopeptidase activity. The record is from RefSeq and is a predicted model, not a curated record. The transcript has 6 exons. The coding region runs from base 45 to 845 and encodes 266 amino acids. Lineage: Eukaryota; Metazoa; Arthropoda; Insecta; Lepidoptera; Papilionidae. Gene Ontology annotation, biological process: proteolysis.